UGUGCAUCGCACUGAUGAUGAUGAUGAGUGCGGCUGUUACGCCUACAAGUACUGCGCGCACAAGCUGGCUGGCUUCGGCUUCGGCGAACACAUGGAUCUCGGACUUCCUGCUCUCCUCCCACUGCUGCCUUUCGCGUUCCUCCUCCUGGUGGCGCUCAGGAGGAGAUCCGUCUCCGAGUUCCAGCCGAAACGUGAACCUCCUCUCCCUCCCAGCCCACGGGGGCUGCCCGUCAUUGGCCACAUACACCACCUCGUCGGAAAGCCCACCCACCAGGCGCUACGUGACCUUGCCGCCAAGCACGGGCCCCUCGUGCUCGUCCGCGUCGGCCAGGUCGACGUGGUGGUCGUCUCCUCCCGCGAGGCCGCCGAAGAGGUCCUGAAGACCCAGGACGCCAACUUCGCCGACCGACCUGCGCUCGCCGCCGCCAAGGUCAUCACCUACGGCUGCAUGGACGUGGCCUUCUCCCCGUACGGGAGCUACUGGAGACACCUGAGGAAGAUCUGCGCCACGGAGCUAUUCAGCAUGAAGCGCGUCAAGUCCUUCGCCUCGGUCAGGGAGGACGCCAUCCUCCGCUUGCUGAGGGACGUCUCCAUGACGCCCCCGGCGGUCCCCAUCAACCUCAGCAACAAGUUCAUGACGGUGAUCGCCGACAUCAUUUCUGCGGCAGUGGUUGGCAAGAGAUUCGAGCACCAGCAGAACAAUCUGCUGCUGCUACUCGUCAAGGAGGCGUUGUUAUCACUGUCGAGGUUUAGCUUCGCUGACUCCUUCCCCAAGUUGAAGUUCGUAGAUGUCGUCACCGGCACGAGCUUCAGGUUGAAUAGGAUCCGACGGGAGUUUGAAAAUAUCACGGACGACAUAAUUAGGCAGCACCAGAUAAAGAAGGCGGGCAGAGCAGGAGACGUGGAGGAAGAUUUGGUUGAUGUGCUCAUGAGAUUUAAAGACCAAGGAGACCUUUCGCAACACAGCAUCAAGGCUGUGAUCCAGGAUAUAUUCGUGGGAGGGAUUGACACCUCGUCGACGACGCUGGAAUGGGCGAUGUCGGAGUUGAUGUGGAACCCCGAGACGAUGAAGAGAGCACAGGAGGAAGUGAGAGAAGCCAUGAGAGGCAAGGGUAAAGUGGAGGAACGUGAUGCGGAGGGGCUCAGCUACUUGAAGCUAGUAAUCAAGGAGACACUAAGACUGCAUUCGCCAGCGCCCUUGCUGAUCCCGAGAGUAGGCAGGGAGACGUCGCAGGUGCUGGGAUUCAAGAUACCGGCAGGAAGCAGGGUCGUCGUCAAUGCCUGGGCACUGGGGAGGGACCCAACAUACUGGGGCGACGACGCCGAGUGCUUCCGGCCGGAGAGGUUCCAAGGAAGUCCGGUCGACUUCAAGGGGGCCAACUUCGAGUACAUACCCUUCGGAGCUGGGAGGAGGAUGUGCCCCGGCGUGCAGUUUGCGAUGGUCGGCGUGGAGCUGGUGCUGGCUCAUCUUCUCUUCUACUUCGACUGGGAACUCCCCCAUGCCAUGAAGCCAGGAGAUCUGGACAUGACAGAGAAUAUCGGGGGAACUGCAUCUCGGAAAUCAGAGCUGUUCUUGCUUGCUGCUCCUCGCAUCCCUCUCCCCCACGUCGAGAUAAGCUGGUCUUGA
Molecule: messenger RNA, 1627 nt
Organism: Musa acuminata AAA Group (dessert banana)
Lineage: Eukaryota; Viridiplantae; Streptophyta; Magnoliopsida; Zingiberales; Musaceae
Product: alpha-humulene 10-hydroxylase-like
Exons: 2
Coding region: 92-1627 (511 amino acids)
Molecular function (GO): heme binding; iron ion binding; monooxygenase activity
Source: RefSeq, a predicted model, not a curated record